Messenger RNA from Prunus armeniaca (apricot), 300 nucleotides. Lineage: Eukaryota; Viridiplantae; Streptophyta; Magnoliopsida; Rosales; Rosaceae. The record is from the annotation of a GenBank genome assembly.
AUGGGGAGGAAUACGACGAUGCUGACGAGCAUGGCCGAUCAGAAAACUCAGGCACCCAAAGCAAAACAAACCGGAAUGUUCACCGGCAACACGCUGACGUCACCUUGGCACUACUUUUCUGAUCAUCCAUGCUCAUCAUCAUUAUCGUAUUCCUCCCCAUUUUCUUCAGCUCUCUGUAACUGGGUUUGGUUUGAGUUGAGUUUCCGAGGAAGAGAGAGUGGAGCAGAGAGGGAAAGUGUGUUAGGUGCUAUAAACGUGACUUAUUUAACAGAGUCAUGGAUGGAAUGUCUCCCACUCUAA